AUGUACAUGAUGACAAUGCUUCUACGUUAUUCAUCUUUUCUCAUUGUCUUGGUAUUUCUUCAAAACUUUUCCUUCUCAAAAGCCCUGAAAAGCAGUUUCAGUGUGGAGAUGAUCCACCGUGAUUCACCAAAAUCACCAUUUUAUCGUUCCACGGAAACUCAUUUCCAACGAGUUGAAAAUGCGAUUCUUCGUUCCAUCCAUCGUGCUAAUUACUUGAAACUAGACUCAAACGAUGUUGAGAGCACAAUAACACCAGCUUCAGGAGAAUACCUGCUGAACUAUUCAGUUGGAACUCCACCGGUCCAAAUCCUUGGUAUAGUUGAUACUGGUUCAAACAUAAUUUGGAUGCAAUGUCAACCUUGUAAAGGCUGUUACAAACAAGACAGACCCAUAUUUGAUCCUUCAACUUCAAAGACAUACACUAGUAUGCCUUGUGUUGCUCCUGAAUGUUUGAGAGCGGAACAAGCAUUUUGCAAUUUUAACAAUAGAAAGCGCUGUGCAUAUAAAGUGAGCUAUGGUGAUGGAUCAACUUCAGAAGGAGAUUUCAGUUGGGACACCAUUAGUCUAUAUUCCAGUAUUGAAGAUGUUCCUGUAGCAUUUCCCAGAACUGUGAUUGGAUGUGGACACAACAACUAUGGACUCUUUGGUAGGCAUAGCUCUGGCGUAGUUGGCCUUGGAAAUGCACCUUCCUCACUUGCAGGUCAGUUAAAACCUAAAACAGGUGGAAAAUUUUCGUAUUGUUUGACGCCAAUGGUUGAUGAAGAUGCAAAACCUAGCUAUCUCCAUUUUGGAGAUCGUGGUGAGGUUAUUGAAGGUACCGUUUCAACCCCUCUAAUCAUAAACAAAGAAAUGCCAAGCAGGUACUUCGUGGUGAUGGAAGCCAUCAGUGUGGGAAGCAAGAGAAUAGAGUUUCCCCAAAAAGGUGAAGAUGGAAACAUCUUACUUGACUCAGGGACGACAAUCACUUUUUUGCCAGAUGAAGUUUAUUCAAGUUUGGAACAAGAAAUGAUAAAUGCAGUUAAUUUACCUCGUACUAAUAGCCCAAUAAAAAGUUUGAAUUUGUUGUGCUACGAAAUUACACCUGGUCUACCAUAUCAGAUACCAACAGUGUUUGCACAUUUUAAAGGUGGUGGAACUGUGCAAUUGCAUUCUAUCAACACCUUUAGCACGGUCAGCGAAUAUGUCAUAUGUUUGGCUUUCCGUUCAGGUUCUCUACCCAUAUUUGGGUAUUUGGCACAGCAGGACAUCUUGGUUGGCUAUGACACACAACAAAACACAGUUACCUUUCUCAACACAGAUUGUACCUCCGAGUUAUAG
Vigna radiata var. radiata (mung bean) is the source of this 1317-nucleotide messenger RNA. RefSeq names its product aspartic proteinase CDR1-like. Gene Ontology annotation, cellular component: extracellular region. The transcript has a single exon. Gene Ontology annotation, biological process: proteolysis. NCBI's taxonomy places the organism in Eukaryota, Viridiplantae, Streptophyta, Magnoliopsida, Fabales, Fabaceae. Bases 1 to 1317 code for a protein of 438 amino acids. The record is from RefSeq and is a predicted model, not a curated record. Gene Ontology annotation, molecular function: aspartic-type endopeptidase activity.